Messenger RNA from Naegleria fowleri, 2262 nucleotides. RefSeq lists its product as uncharacterized. The record is from RefSeq and is a predicted model, not a curated record. Lineage: Eukaryota; Heterolobosea; Eutetramitea; Acrasida; Naegleriidae. Bases 1 to 2262 code for a protein of 753 amino acids. The transcript has a single exon.
AUGACGAAUGAUGCCGAGAUUGCGAAUGGAUCCAUGGAUCCUAGAAGCGAUCCAUAUGAUUCUGCAUCAACACAUGCAACCACUUCAAGCGUAGAUGGCAACGGCCGUUCUCAGAAGUCGAAUCAACACCAACACCACCACUUGCACGCAUCAGAGGAACACUUCUCUUCUCCCACUAUUUCUAAGAGCGGAAAAAACACCUUCCAAGUCGAGCAAAAGUUGAACCCUUCUAAGGAACGAUCGCUGCUUAAUUUGAAGAGUAACCACGCGCAUGCAUCAUUGAGUGCUUCUUCUGGUAAUAAUAAUACACACGUUCAGAACCUCGGCCUAAUUAGUUGUGGUAGUAGUAGUGGCAGCAACUACAACACUAGUCUUGCUACGACUACUACUAUUACUUCCAAAAAGUCUGCUCGGAAGGUAGUGGCCGUUUUUGUGGAUGAUACCUCUCUGACUCAUUUGGCCCCAACGUCCAGAUCAAGCAGAAAUUGUGCCGAAACACCAUCCACAUCUGGUUGUGGUGGUGUGGUUGUCCAUCGUCAUGAUGGAAGAGAAGAACAAGAUUCACUACUCAACAACGUUCCUUCUUCAAAAAAGAGCCUUCACCAUCAUCUCGCCUCCAAGUCUGCUGCUGCCAUGAACAGCAAUAAUCAUAACAACAACAAAUCCUCUUCGGCUAGCUCAAAUUCUCCUCAAAACCUCGUAUGGGAUGGAACUUGCGUUUCAACCACCAUCACCACCACCACCACCACCACAAAAAACCAUCUUCAUGCCAUUCAAACAACCAAUCCAUCACAAAGCGUUCUAUCCAAAUCAUCAACACCAUCCACCACCACCACCAAUCAUAUUAAAUUCCACAUGUUGGAUGAUCCGAUGAUGAGAGCCAAUGACGACCAUCGAAGUAAUUUUGUUCGAAUCGAUGAAGAACAAAUUAGAAAAGUUUUUCAUUUGACACAAAGACAAGCUGCAAGCUGUCUGGGAGUAAGCUUGUCAACUCUAAAGAGAAGAUUUUAUGAGAUGAGGGAUUCAUUGAAAAUGGAUAAAUGGCCCACGACAGCAACUACUACCACUACUACUGCUACUACAACAGCAGCUACUCCCUCUGUCAAAAAUGGUUGUUGUCAAACAGUAUCGAUGCCACAAACAUCAGCAUCACCACAAACACCUCCUUCUUCUUCCUCUUCCUCACAUCAACAACAGUCUUUUCAACAUGUAACUCCCACAUGUGCCAUUAAUACAACGACAUGCAACAAUCAGUCAUCACACAUGUCGCAGCAGCAGCAACAACAAACAACUCAACAUUGGAAUGAUUCGUAUCAUGCAAACCAUAGUAAGAGUUCGUAUGACAGUUUUCCUGUUGUGCAAACGCAGCGGAGGCAAGAGUCAACUUCAUUCAUGAUACAUAAUGGUCUACUCGUCAAUCCUUCAAUGAUCAUGUCUCCUUCUACCAUGUUAUCGCAAGAAAUGAACAAACACGAGGAGAUAUCUUCAUUGACCACCAAUAAUGGUAAUAAUAACAAUCAUACUAACAAUCAUCAUGAAAGUACUUAUAAUGUAAGGUUUUCUCAAUCGUCGCACUCUCAACCUCCGUAUCAUUCCUACUCGAAUACUCAUGCAACAGAUACCAAUUUUCAAGUCCAUUCCAUAAACACCUCUUCUUGUCAACAAAACCUCCAACCAUCACCACCAUCAACCUUUGAAAAUCCUAAAUACUCUCAUCUCCAUUCUGAUCAGAGAUUUAAUAUCCCACCUUCUGGCAUGUUCUUUGACAAACGACCUCUAUUUCUUACCUCUUCCUCAUCCACAUUGAGAAGAACCUCUCCUCCAUCCUAUCCAUCUGUAGAUCCUUCCUUAAAUCACUCUCACAAGUGUUAUGAAUAUUCACCUCCUUCCAUCCAUCCACCACAAAGUGUUUUCUCUGGAGAAGAAGAACAGCAUUCACUCAUUGUGUUGCCAUCCAUUUCAUCCACCUAUUCAGAUAUUCACAACAUUGAACAUUCUCAUGCCAAUCACUCAUCAUCCACUCAACACAAGAAGGAGGACCUUAUAUCUAGUUGCAGUAGAGCGACUUUAGAGAAACCUCACAAAAUUUCCAAACCACAAAAGAUGAAAUCGCAUUCAAAUCUCGCAACUGAUGGGUACGAUCAUUCAAGAAAUGGACUCAAAUCCAAUAUGAGCUUUAUUCUGAAUCACUCUGUGAAAGAUCCCACUCAUUUGGAUUCUGAUGAAUGGAAUACCUUAAUGAAUGCUUUCAAGCAUCGAUAA